UCAAUAUAUAUACGUAACUGUCGACAUUAUGUCUACUAACAAUAACAUACUAAUUAUCAUUGUACUUUACAUAGUAUAACCUUUUAACUUUAUUAAAGUUUGUGUGCAAUUGUGAGAUUCCAUGAGUUUAAAUGUUUUCUAAAAUGUGUGACUAAUAAUUACGCGACAAGAAUAUUUUCUGGGCAGAUGAAAAAACUAAUGGAGAAUGUGACAAUUAAUGCAACGAGGAUUCCGACGUCCAAUGAUACCGAACAUGCUAAUCUUUUGGCUGUAUUUGCUGCGGAUAUUUCUUUGACCAUCAUUGCUUGCACGUUGUCAUUUUUGGGAUCCAUAUUUAUUUUUACGGCUUAUUGCGUCGUUGACAGUUUACGGCCUGAAAAUGAAACGAGACGGCUGCUUAUAUAUUUAACUGUUUCGGAUUUAGUAGUUGCCAUCGGAAACUUUAUUGGAACUAUACGAUUUAUUGCUAUUUACGGCAGGACACCUAUUUAUAGUAUUUCUGCUAGAUUAUAUACGUUUUCUGACGAAGAACUGGUGAGUGAUAAUGUUUGUGUUGUUCAGAGUUUCAUACGAACAACAGGAUCUAUGUGGUCAUUUUGCUGGAACACAGCAAUUGCCAUACAUCUAUGUGUUGCCUUGGUUUAUUGUAGACAUGGGACAUGGUCGUGGAAGGUGAAAAUAUUCUGUCAUUCAGUGUGUUGGAUUCUUCCUCUUUCGAUAGCAAUAGCAGCAGCCAAAUGUGAAGUUUUAGGUGGAGAUUUCACUGGUACCUGGUGUUGGAUUAAGUCGUCUUUGUCAAAGAGCGAUCAGAUAACAUGGAUGAUUAUAUCUGGUAUAGGAUGGGAGUUAGUUUCGUAUUUUGUGACAUGUAUAAUGUUUUUAUUUCUGAAAGGAUAUAUGUGGCGUCAGAAAACAAGAUUCAAUCAACGCCGAUUUAACGACGUCUCUCUUCGACUGAGGGCUGAAGAUGAAAACUACCUUUACUUGUGGUUGAUCGGAUAUCUUCUCCGGAUCUGGGGGACAGUGCGCUUCUUUUUAUUUGUGUCUGGAAAUUUUUCAAACGACAAACCUUACGCUGGCAUAAAUUUUGCACUAUUGCAUCUAGAAAGUUUUGGUGACAGUUCGAAGGCAUUUUUUACGUUUCUCUUAUUUUGCAUUGCUGACAAAAGAACUAGACAACUGCUGUGGAACAAAAUAUGCUGUAGAAGACGCGGUUAUGAAGAAAUUUUACAAAGUAUCAAUGCGGAGUCAAAUUAUAAUAACAGUGUAAAUGAACCCUUAUAAAUGUCAUGCUAAAUUAUACAAGACUGGAACACACAUAGUUCCCCAUCAUAAUUUGAUUCCAAAUCGGUUUUAAAUGUUAUUAAGAGGAUUGAAGUUAUAGAUGUUUGGUCAAUUGUAGUUUACGGACUUUAAAAUGCACUCAGUAUAAUUUAACAUUGACUAUAUUUAUAUUAAACAGACUGAGUGUGUUUAGAAUAUGGCAGAUAAUGACAAUAUAUUUCUUUAUUGUUAAGUUAAAACGUUAGCUUUAAUUUGGGUUUUUAUAAUUAACUAAUAUAUUUAUAUUAAACAGUGGGUUAAGAAUAUGGCAGAUAAUGACAAUAGAUUUCUUUAUUGUUAAGUUAAAACGUUAGCUUUAAUUUGGGUUAUUAAAAUUAACUAAAAUUUUAACUCAAUAUUUUAUUAACAUGAUUAAUAGAUUCUAGGUACUGACGUUGACUAUCAUUUUGAUAACGUGUUAUAAUGUUCUUUCAAUAUUUAUUUUUUUGAUAAUUAACUUUACAUUUUCAUAAUAUCCUUUUGGUGUGGCACGGUACUUGUGUAUACCUCCAUUUGUUGUUGUGUUGAUAUCAUUUUGUGUAUUCUCGUCUCCUUCAUUUCUCUAUGUGCUUUGUAAAAUGCCAGUUUGUUUGUUGAUAUAAUUAUUUGUUUAUAAGGAUGACUAUUUUAACACCAAAAUGUGUACUGCUUUACCCCUAUUUUUGACAUUUAACCAAUAAGGUAUGUUUGUUUUGUUCACACAUAAUAAUUAUUGUCAAUAUACUUGAAUUUUACCUAUUUUGAUUUUAUCGUUUGUUUAAAACUUCAACUUUUGUCAGUUUCAAUUACAUAAUUAUAUAAAUAGAUCUUGAUUUUUAAAUAGCAAAUUAUUGUAUUUUUUAACUACAAGGAAGUAGAAAAUAUCACU
This is a messenger RNA of Mytilus trossulus (common blue mussel), 2191 nucleotides long. Its product is annotated as G-protein coupled receptor 157-like. The coding region runs from base 187 to 1284 and encodes 365 amino acids. Gene Ontology annotation, molecular function: G protein-coupled receptor activity. The transcript is spliced from 3 exons. The record is from RefSeq and is a predicted model, not a curated record. Gene Ontology annotation, biological process: cell surface receptor signaling pathway; adenylate cyclase-activating G protein-coupled receptor signaling pathway. Gene Ontology annotation, cellular component: plasma membrane. NCBI's taxonomy places the organism in Eukaryota, Metazoa, Mollusca, Bivalvia, Mytilida, Mytilidae.